AGUAUUUAAAUUUUAAUCUAUAUAACUAGGAGUUGAUCAUUUAGAAUUUAGAAUUUUUGAACUUGUUUGAUCUUCCGAGUAGAACCAUGAAAUACUUUACAGUCUUCGCCGUCCUUCUGAUUGUUCUAGCAUUUGCUGCUUCAAAAGACUGCCCCUCGAAAAAGAAAAGUAAGAAAGUAAAGCAGUACCGUACGAAAUGUCUGAACAAAGGAUUCAAGUCCUCCUUGGGCUGCGAAUCAGGAGCUGGAAAGCUGAAGAAGAAGUUAAAGAAGAAGUGUAGUAAACUGGAAGAAGACCUGAAGAAAUGCGACUACACCUGCUCAGAUAGUUCUACAGACGGGAGCUGGAGUAAGUUUGUCGAUUGGUCAGAAUGCUCAGCUGCAUGCGGAGGAGGAAGCCAGACGAGAUCCAGAACAUGCACCAACCCUGCUCCAGAGAAAGGAGGAGCUGACUGCGAAGGAGAGAGCUCUGAGACCCAAGAAUGCAACUCGGAGGAGUGCCCUACUCCAGUGGAUGGAGGGUGGAGUGAGUUUGGUGACUGGUCGAAGUGCUCAGCGGAGUGUAACGCAGGAACUCAGAAGAGAACAAGGAGCUGCACAAACCCGGCUCCUUCAAACGGGGGAGAGAAAUGCGAGGGGGAUGACGGGGAGUCUCAAACCUGCAACCUUCACCCGUGCGGAAAGGAGUGGUUUGAAGUUAGUUUUGGCGAGACCCCCACUGGAGACGUAUACUGGCACCGCUCGGAGCUCGCCUACAGGAUGGGAGACGACUUCCAGCCCACUAUUAGCAUGAGAUGGGGGAAUACUCCAGCCUACGAAGGGAUGAUCCUGCAAGGCAACCUGAUGUUCUUCUUGCUGGAUGGAACUUAUGUUGGAAUAACAAACUUGUUCCAGACUGCUACCGGCGGCGUUCAUGUGUCAUCUCUUCGAGGUAACGAAGAUUUCGUUAUCAAUGUUCCCGGAUGCGGUGAACAGAAAUUCACCAAAAGUCUUUACCAUAUUAACAUAGCGGACGGUCCAACACUGGCAGCAACUUGGAACAUUGCCAGGCACACCUCUGACUGUCCUGAUCUCUACGGAGGUAUGCAGUUCCCGACUAAGGAGGCUAACGUGGAGAAAUACUUCCUCCUUCACUACAAGAUCUCCAAAUGGGAUUCUGGGAAUUUAGUAAGGGAGAAGAGGGACGCUCGAACUAAAUCUGGAGCCUUUGAGAUGAGGGAGGAUGCAGGUGAUGUGAUGUUCAUUCCGGACUCUGUGGAAGUUGACAUUUCCUUCUCUGCCAGUGACUUGUCUGAUGACUUGGUAGUGGUCCAGAACUAGGAGAACGAGAGACUUUAACAUUGCUAACUUAGAAACUCUUCUAGAUCUGCAGAUUCUAUAAAUUUUUCUUCUUUCAGUCAGCAUUUAGAAACUUUUUCUUCUUUUAGUUUUAGAAAAUAUUUUAACGUACGAGCUCAUUUCAUAUUAAUUCUACUUUCAAUACCACAAUUCAUUUCAUCUAGUAUUUUUGUUAUAAUAUGAUCAAAUAAACAACUUUA
Messenger RNA from Bolinopsis microptera, 1537 nucleotides. Its product is annotated as SCO-spondin-like. The record is from RefSeq and is a predicted model, not a curated record. Bases 87 to 1319 code for a protein of 410 amino acids. Lineage: Eukaryota; Metazoa; Ctenophora; Tentaculata; Lobata; Bolinopsidae. The transcript is spliced from 2 exons.